This is a messenger RNA of Salvia hispanica, 2031 nucleotides long. Its product is annotated as AICARFT/IMPCHase bienzyme family protein. Gene Ontology annotation, cellular component: cytosol. NCBI's taxonomy places the organism in Eukaryota, Viridiplantae, Streptophyta, Magnoliopsida, Lamiales, Lamiaceae. Gene Ontology annotation, biological process: 'de novo' IMP biosynthetic process. Gene Ontology annotation, molecular function: phosphoribosylaminoimidazolecarboxamide formyltransferase activity; IMP cyclohydrolase activity. The record is from RefSeq and is a predicted model, not a curated record.
UCGAAUUGCCCGCUUUCUUCAUCUCCCUCACCGCUGCCUCAGCUAGAGAUAGAGGUGCCGCCACAGUGAGCAGAGAAAGAGAGAGAACUGUUCCAGAAAUUUCGUUGCAACCAGAUUAUAAACAUCGAGAAAUGCUGGGUUUAGGCACUAGUUCUGCCGUUUCUACAAACGCUGCUGUCACCUCCUCAAUUGUCAGCACAGGCCACCCCCUUCAAAGUGUCACCUACGGAACCUCCUCUGCUUUUCAUCCAGCCACUGUCUUUCCGUCGCACCAAUUGUCUGCGGCCACUUCGCAUAACUUGAAUUCGCUUCGUGUUAAAGCGAUGGCAGAAACGGCUUCAACUCUGAAGAUAGAACCCAAGUCUGCACUUUCUGGAAAGAAGCAAGCGUUGAUAUCACUGUCAGACAAGAAGGAUUUAGCUUUGCUUGGCGUUGGGCUGCAGGAAUUGGGAUUCACCAUUGUUUCCACGGGAGGAACAGCAUCAUCUUUAGAAGGUUCUGGUGUGGCUGUUACCAAGGUGGAGGAACUCACCCAAUUUCCUGAAAUGCUUGAUGGUCGUGUAAAAACAUUACAUCCUAAUGUUCAUGGAGGUAUUCUUGCAAGAAGAGAUCAAGAGCACCACAUGGAAGCUUUGAAUAAUCAUGGAAUCGGUACAUUUGAUGUUGUAGUUGUGAACUUAUAUCCCUUCUAUGACAAGGUUUCCGCUUCAACUGGAAUUUCUUUUGAAGAUGGAAUUGAGAACAUUGAUAUUGGUGGACCUGCCAUGAUCAGAGCUGCUGCUAAGAAUCACCAGGAUGUUUUGGUUGUAGUCGACUCCAGUGAUUACCCAGAGCUCCUAGAAUAUCUCAAAGAAGGUCGGGAUGAUGAGCAAUUCCGGAGAAGGCUAGCUUGGAAAGCUUUUCAGCAUGUUGCUUCUUAUGAUUCUGCCGUUUCAGAAUGGUUGUGGAAGCAGACUGAGGGAGAUAAAUUUCCUCCCAGCCUGACAGUUCCUUUGUCUCUCAAGAGUUCACUUCGGUAUGGUGAAAACCCUCAUCAGAAGGCUGCAUUUUACGUUGAUAAGUCUCUUGCAGAGGUCAAUGCUGGUGGCAUCGCAACUUCUGUCCAACACCAUGGGAAGGAAAUGUCAUAUAAUAACUAUUUAGAUGCAGAUGCAGCGUGGAACUGUGUGUGCGAGUUUAGCAAGCCGACCUGUGUGGUUGUUAAGCACACAAAUCCCUGUGGAGUAGCAUCGCGUGAUGACAUCAUUGAAGCUUAUAGGCUGGCUGUCAAAGCUGAUCCCGUUAGUGCUUUUGGUGGCAUUGUUGCCUUCAAUGUUGAAGUUGACGAGGCUCUUGCAAAAGAUAUCCGAGAGUUUAGGAGUCCAACUGAUGGUGAAACUCGUAUGUUUUAUGAGAUUGUCGUUGCUCCUAAAUAUACCAAGAAGGGGCUUGAAGUACUUCGUGGGAAGUCCAAAACAUUGAGAAUCCUUGAGGCGAGUAAAAAUAUCAAAGGAAAGCUGUCCUUGAGACAAGUUGGUGGUGGGUGGUUAGCACAAGACGCGGAUGAUCUGACCCCAGAAGAUAUCAACUUCAAUAUUGUUUCAGAAAAGGCUCCACUCGAAAACGAACUUAAUGAUGCGAAAUUCGCCUGGCUUUGUGUCAAGCACGUGAAGAGCAAUGCUAUUGUCAUCGCAAAGAAUAAUUGUAUGCUAGGUAUGGGAAGUGGGCAGCCAAACCGUCUCGAGAGUUUGAGAAUAGCAACGAAGAAAGCAGGGGACGAAAUCAAGGGAGCUGCAUUGGCAAGCGAUGCUUUCUUCCCAUUCGCGUGGAAUGACGCCGUUGAAGAAGCAUGUAAAAGUGGGAUCGGUUUCAUUGCUGAGCCCGGUGGCAGCAUCAGGGACGCCGACGCUAUCGAUUGCUGCAACAAGUAUGGAGUUUCACUUGCCUUCACCAAUGUCAGGCACUUCAGGCAUUGAUCCUCUGAUUGUAAGCUCUUUCUGCUUGCUGUGGAUCACUCCUUUUUUCCAAAAAUAAUUUCUUCUCUUUCCUUUU